CCUGCGGCUCCGACCCUCCCGCCGCCCCAAGAUGGGGGCCUGGGCCCUGCUGCUGCCGCUGCUCUGGGCCGCGGCCCCGACGCAGGCCUGCUCUGUGAACCAGACCCUGUUUGAGAUUGAGGAGAACACGAAGCACAGCGAGCCCCUGGUAGACAUCAUCGUCCCCCAGGGCCAGCGGGUGACGCUUGGACCCUCGUCCACCCCCUUCGCGUUCCGGAUCCAAGGGAACCAGCUCUUCCUCAACAUCACUCCUGACUAUGAGGAGGACACGACGCUGGUGGCACAGCUGCUGUGCAAACGCGGGGACGAGCUGGUGACCCAGCAGAAUGUGUUUGUUAUCGUGUUGGAUGUCAAUGACAACCCACCCGUGUUCCCCUUUAAGGUCAAGGUCAAGGGGGUCCCCGAGGACACGAAAGUGAACACCACCAUCAUCGCGGAGGCGGAGCUGGAAGCCCAGGACGCUGACAAAGAGGACACUUUAUUCUACACCCUCCAGGAAGUGACCCCGGGCACGGGCGGCCUGUGCUCCUUGGUGGGUGUGAACCGCCCCGCCCUGCGGCUGAACCAGUCGCUGGACUUCAACAGGCACAGGAACGUUACCUUCCAGCUGCUGGUGCGGGACACCCAGGAGGAGGGCGCGGUGCCCAGCCACACGGCCACGGCCACCGUGGUCCUGGAGGUGCAGCCCGCGGACCUGCGGCCGCCUUGGUUCCUGCCUUGCGUCUACGAAGACGCCCAGAUCUGCGUCCAGGCCCAGUACCGAGGGGCCAUCCCCACAGGCCACAGACUGCCGGGCCCCCUCAUCUUGCGACCUGGGCCCAUCUAUGCCGUGGACGGGGACCGGGGCAUCAACCAGCGUAUCAUCUACAGCAUCUUGAGAAGAAACGCCAAGGACAGCACCUUCGCCAUCGACGCUGACUCCGGCAACCUCACCAUGACCCAGAGCGUCGGCGAUCCCCAAACCUUCAUUUUGCUGGUCAAGGGCGAGCAGGAGGACCGCGCCCGCUACUCAGUGACCCAGGUCACAGUGGAGGCCCGCGCUGCCUCGGGGAGACCCCCGCACUUCCCUCAGGGCCUGUUCCGCGGCACCGUGGAGCUGGGCUCUGGUGUGGGCGUGGCAGUCAGGGAUGCGGCCAGCCCCUCCCAGCCCCUGAGGGUCUGCGCCCAGGACCCCGAGUUCCCAGACAUCAACUCGGCCAUCAGCUACCGAGUCACCAACAGCUCCAGCUUCCAGAUAGACGGGGAGGCGGUGCUGACGGCCGCCCCGCUGGAGCGGGCCGGGCUCUUCUACGCAGAGGUGGAGGCCAACAACACAGCGACGUCGGACACAGCGACCGCGGUGCUGGAGGUCGAAGUCACGGAGCCGCAGCCUGGCCCCACGGGCCCCCCCACAACCCCAGAGGCUGGAAGAACCACCCGGCCCACAGGCAGCUCCACCUCGGGGGCCCCCGGGCCCCCCGGGCCUUCCCCGAGCCCCUCCACGACCAGCGCCGGGGGCACCGUGGGCCCACACCCUCCCACAGGCGACUCCACCUCGGGGGCCCCCGGGCCCCCCGGGCCUUCCCCGAGCCCCUCCACGACCAGCGCCGGGGGCACCACGGGCCCGCACCCCCCCACAGGGACAACUCUGAGACCACCUACCUCGUCCACACCUGGGGGAUCCUCCAGUGAGGGAAUCAGCACCUCCCCCUCAUCAACCCCGCCCGGCGGGGGCUCAGCAGGGACCUCGAACCCAGGCGGCAGCCCCGUGGAGGACCAGCGCUUCUCAGUGGCGGAGAUGGCAGCCCUGGGCGGGGUGCUGGGCGCGCUGCUGCUCCUGGCGCUCAUCGCGCUGGCGGUCCUGGUGCGCAAGCACUACGGCCCGCGGCUGCCCUGCUGCUCUGGCAAAGCGCGGGAGCCCCAGCCCCAGGGCUUCGACAACAAGGCCUUCCUCCCGGACCACGAGGAGGCCAACUGGGCGCCCGCCCCCAGCCCCCCGCCCGGCCAAGCCCUGGCCGAGGUCCCACCUGCGCCGCCGUCUCCCGUGCUGCGCGCCCCUGCGUCCCCCGGCCCCGGUCCCGAGGCCCCCGCGGCUGCCCGGGACGAGGGCGGAGCCGCGGGCGUGCGGUCCAUCCUGACCAAGGAGCGGCGGCCCGAGGGCGGCUACAAGGCCGUGUGGUUCGGCGAGAACAUCGGGGCGGAAGCCGACGUGGUGGUGCUGAACGCGCCCACCUCGGACGCGGACCACGCCAGCGACUCGGGCACCGAGGACAGCAGCGGCGACGAAGGAGAGGACGCGGGCCCGGGGCCCGGCGCAGACUCCACCUACAUGUAG
Molecule: messenger RNA, 2314 nt
Organism: Pteronotus mesoamericanus
Lineage: Eukaryota; Metazoa; Chordata; Mammalia; Chiroptera; Mormoopidae
Gene: CDHR5
Product: cadherin related family member 5
Exons: 15
Coding region: 32-2314 (760 amino acids)
Biological process (GO): cell morphogenesis; cell-cell adhesion mediated by cadherin; cell-cell junction assembly
Cellular component (GO): plasma membrane; catenin complex; adherens junction
Molecular function (GO): cadherin binding; calcium ion binding
Source: RefSeq, a predicted model, not a curated record